Molecule: messenger RNA, 2181 nt
Organism: Procambarus clarkii (red swamp crayfish)
Lineage: Eukaryota; Metazoa; Arthropoda; Malacostraca; Decapoda; Cambaridae
Cellular component (GO): cytoplasm
Molecular function (GO): glycosyltransferase activity
Source: RefSeq, a predicted model, not a curated record
UGAUGACUAACCCGAGCGGCAAUCAACAGCCUUGUGUUGGUUGUACCAUUCUACAGAUUAGAACGUUAUUCCAUCAGCCAUUAUUCAUUCCUACGUUGACAGGAAUUUGGGAUAGGUUUGCACAACACAUAGAUUUAAGACAGUGGAGUUAAACUGAGUUCCCAGUCAUGUUGGUGUGUGGCCUUAAAUAAACGUGCUUACACUGCUGCUAAGGAGGCUAUCUGCAGUCGUCCCAUCUCCCAUAAAGGUGUGGCGCUCAUAUACCGGGAACAUGCUGCCAACCCACUCAGUCCAGCGUGGAGCAUCGUCCUCAUCACCAGACUUAUAUUAAGGUCCUUCUUCAACGUCAAACCUCUGUCUCUUCCUGACUUACCUCUGGAACAGGUAAACAGGAAGGUACAUCCACUAUUAUGAAGCUGACCAGACGCUACAGCUUAUUAGAGUACAUUCCCAGAAAGGUUCAACGAGUUCUGCUGUUUGUGUUCUUCCUUACCAUGUUCAUCACCACCAUCAGUUUCCAGGCGUGGGAGGCUGUGUCUGUGGAAGCUGAGGAGAGGCUCCUCAGACGUGUCUACGAACCCUCUAUUCUCAACAGUUCCCAGACGUCUGCAAGCGAGUUGUACUUGGAUCCAGCGAUGAACAUGACUGGGAAAGAAGAGAUGGAGGAGGUCCUGGACACACUGCCUAACCUGCCCUUCAGCUACCGUGAAAGGAAUGACCCUCACUUUGGAUCAGACAACACUAAUUGUAGUAAAUACCCUGAACUAUUUGAUAUUCACUUUAACAGUAUUUACUGGCAGGUCCUUCAGACCAGCAAUGGCAGCUUUUACAUGUACAGCGCCUUUUACGACAACCGCACUCUGAGUAAACACUCACCUUCUCUUAGAAUUCUUGCCAUGAUUAAUCGCAUUGAACCAUCCGUGAAGACCAAAUGCAAGAUCUGGUUUAAUGACAAAAUCUCCCCAGUCAUUGUAAAUGUUUCAGAGUACAGAUAUAUAUGGUACAAGGAAUGGGGUAAUUACAACCAGGGUAUAUUACAGCCAUACCUGCUUGAGUGUAUUGUACCAGCUGAACACAGACAGCUGGUGCCUCAGUCAGUGUCGCUGGUGGAGCAGCCCUGCGACAAGCCAACCAACAACCUUCGGGUCAUUAACAACCAACCGCAAAAUGGGCAGAAAAAGAAUUUUGCUGUGUGCGUCAAAGGGCUAGACUUUUACAUAGAUAAAACCGUGCGUAUUGUGGAGUGGUUAGAACUGCUCUUCCUUCUCGGUGCUGACAAAGUGUUCCUCUACAACAUGGGACUACAACCUAGUAUUAACAAAGUUCUUAAAUACUAUGAACGUUUAGGACUGGUAGAUAUUAAGAAACUUUCAUUGCCCGGUGAACAACCAAAUGAGCGCAACUUGCUACAUAAGUACCUGAAAAAUAAGGGAUUACACAAACGCCAGAACGAAGUAAUACCAUAUAAUGACUGUUUAUACAGAAACAUGAACCUUUACAAGUAUAUAGUUGUAUUAGACACAGAUGAAGUCAUCGUGCCCAAGACAGUAGGAGACUGGAGGUCGCUUCUUGAUCAAGUGGCCGCAGGAGAGAAGAAGGCACGAAACCUCACUCAGGUAUCUUACUGCGCUCGCAAUGUGUACUUUCUGGAUCCCAUGCAGGAUUCUCAUGGCUACUUCCAUGACAUACCGCCCUACAUGCACCUGAUGCAACAUGUCUACCGCGCCGCCAACUACACCAAGCCCGGCUACUACGUCAAGUGUUUCCAUGAUCCUCAGCGCGUCCUCACUCUCCACAACCACUACCCUUUAUCCUGCCUCGACGUCUGCAACACCUUCGAUCUGCCCACCAGUUACGCCCAUCUCCAGCACUACCGCAAACACUGUGUUGAUGACUUGGGUAAGAGUUGCACUUCAUUCUUGAAUCACACAGUUCUCGACAAAACAAUCUGGAGAUAUAAGGAACCUGUAAUCAAGAACGUACUCUAUGCUUUGCGUCAUCUCGGUUUCUCGAAAUAGUGUGAGACGUCCCUGAAAGCUGUGACGAAUCUCGGCGCUAUGAUCCAGGUUCAGAGUUAAAUCAGUUAACCCUCCUAUUAAUAAUGUUUCCCAUCUUCUAGUCUGCUGUUCUGGGAGGUGAUGAGGUACCGGUAACUGAUGGCAGACGGGACAGAGUGAAGCA